Molecule: messenger RNA, 4197 nt
Organism: Mesorhabditis spiculigera
Lineage: Eukaryota; Metazoa; Nematoda; Chromadorea; Rhabditida; Rhabditidae
Source: the annotation of a GenBank genome assembly
AUGCGCCCUCUUACCGUAGCCGUGCUGGUGGCGGUGGUGGUGGACGUGGCGGCAGCCGUCGUCUCGUCGACGCCUCUACCGUCGACCCUGUCGCCACUGUCCGCCUCGGGCUCCUCACAGGAUCUCUGCUCCGUAUACGACCCCUUCAAAGUGUUGCCCGACAAUAAUAAGUUCCAAAUCGGCGGCUCGUUCCCGCUGCACGCCGAGGAUUGUCGCGAGCUGCGCCCUGACACUGUUCAAGAAAUCGUGGCAAUCCAGUGGGCGCUGACCCAUUGGAACCAGAACCCGAACAACUUCAACGCGAAGCUCGGCCUCUAUGCCGGCGACUCGUGCUCCAGCCUCCGUUUCCUCGACUCUCUUGGCUUUUUGGAGCCGGCGGAGUGCCGGAAUCAUGCUCCACCCGCCCGAUUGCUAGGAGUGAUCGCCCCGAAAGACGCCGGCUCUUCCGGUCUCCUUGGCCGCGUCGUUGGCCAAGCCGCACUCCCCGUGGCCUCGUACUCCUUGGAAUCGUCGACCGUCCUCGCGCAUCUUCACCCACAGACGUUGAUCUCCACCACCCCGACAAUUGCUGUCUAUAUUGAAGCGGCCAUCCGUGUGCUCGGCCAAUUCCGCUCCAACCUCGUGAUCCUCGUCGACAGCGGGGCCGACCCGGCACUCACCCAAGCCGUCACAAAGCAGCUGAAAGAAGCCGAUAUCCACGUGGCCGAGACGGUGUCCAUCGGCGAACAGGCUCUCAUCCCGGCCCUCACCACGUCGGAGGCCACCAUCGUGCUCUCGAUCCUCAACCUCGAUCAGCUCAUCUCGGUCACCACUCACUCGCUCGUGUCUUCGCUUGAGAAACUGUGGGUGAACGUGGCGCUGGAGGGUGAAGCGUUGCCUGAUGAUGAACUGCCAGCGCUCGUUCCCGAGGGUGCUGCCCUACAGGUGACGCUGAUCCAACCGCGAUUCUCCGAAUUGCCCCAAUUCCGCGACUACUUCCUGCGCGUGCUGAAGAACAACUACCAGAGCUAUUCGCUGCUCACCUCAUAUGUUAAUCAGGUCUACAAUUGCACGGAAGACGAUUGCGAGCUGGCCGAUGCGAUGAUGGCCGAGAAAUAUGUGCAGAGUCGCCACACCGAAGCCGCCAUCCGACUCGCCUACACUUUUGCCGCGCUCGGCGCCAAGGUUGCCGCCGACGCCAAGAAGCUCAAGAUCUGCGAGCACGCCGACCCGGAGUGCACGGCACUGUUGCUGCGCGAGCUGGAGACGCUCGAGUAUACCUUUACCGCCAACGACCCGGCGGAGUUCGGCGGGCAGACGCUGCACUUCUACAGGGCCAAGGAUGGUGUCCUGGUGGCUAGUGGUAUGAUAAUCGAAGCCGUGGAGGCGUGGAGGGAUGAAGAUGAUCGUAUCGUGCAAUAUAAACUUCUCGAGUACACCACGGGGAAGAAACCAUCGGUCGUCGUCGCUUCAUUGCGAGCAAGAAGCUCGCAGCCGCGGUCGAUUUGCAUGCCGCAUCGGCCGUUCUGCGGCGUUUGCCCCCAGGUGGAGGCCGUCUCCAACGAGAAGUACUUUGUCUCGAUCCCACGCACGUAUCCCGUCUAUCUAUCCGGCCUGUUCUCGCUCCACUCCGGCGCUGCGUGCGAAGAGAUGCGCGACACAGACAUUUCUCUGCCGAUGGCAUUCAUCCACACGGUCUGGACGUUCCGCCAGCGAUUCCCGCAGCUCCGUCUCCUGAACGGGCUCGACUUUGGUGCGCUGCUCGUCGACACAUGCGCCAGCGGCAAGCAGGCUAUGGAAUGCGUAGUGCGCUCGGAGACGCAGUGCUUCCGUUUUGCCCAGGCUGAUCGGAACAUCACGAUCGUCCCGGGAAGCGUGUUCGGCUAUGUGUCAGCGCUUGAGGGUGAUGCUCAACAGGCUCUACGAGGAUAUUUCGCUUCUGGUGAUACUCCAGUGGCGCUGGUCUCCGCCGACCCGGAUGUCCUUUCCCCAACCGAAUCCUUCUCCGCCAUCCCAUCAGCUCGUGCUCAGGCUCAAGCCAUCCUGAGACUGCUCUCCCGCAUGAGCUGGGAAUUCGUGACGGUCGCCCUCUCCGAAAACGACGCCGCCUCCCUCUCCGUCUUCCGCCACUUUGAACGGCUCGCCGCCGAUUCUGGCGUGUGCCUGGCCGAAGUGGUCAACCUCUCAGGUGAAGCUCCAGCCUCCCCCGGCUCGAGCACCAACGUCACCGUCGUCUUCGCCACCGCCAAGGACGCGGCUUCGUACUUGGCUGCCGGGCAUAAUCAGGUGCACGUGCUCGUCGGCGACGCCCACGAUUUUUACCUCCAUGUGCCGAGCGACACGGCCAAGUACGUCGGCGCCGUCUCCAUCCAGCCGAAGGACAUCGUGUACCCGGAUUUCCGCGAAUGGUUCGAGACGGUGUCCCCGUUGAACUUGCCGGAGAUGUGGUUCUGGGGCUUCAUCGAGCACCGUUUCCAGUGUGCCCUGUCGCAGAAGAGCAAGCUCGUCUACGGCAAGAUGUGCAGCGGGGACGAGCUGUUGGACGUGGCCAGGCUGGGACGUAUGACACGUGCCGGCUACCUGUCUAGAGGUGUCGAGCGUCUGCUCUUCGCCAUGGACGCUGUCUACAAGCGGCUGUGCCCCGCGCAGACCGGGCUUUGCCCCGAAUUCUACGCGAAUGGCCGGAAGGCAAUCAGCGAGCAACUGCGUCGUGCCCCCGUCGAGGACGACGUCGAGAUGUUCGAAUGGAUGGAGGGCAGGGACGGGCGACCGGCGUACCACCUGAUCGGAAACUGGAGUGCGCACUCGGGGCUCAAGAUGCAUGCCCUGUAUAAGCCCUUCGGCCGCUCAUCUCCAGUCGUCUCGAAAUGCGUGCCGCCACUCUGCAAAUGUUUCCUCGAGGGAGACUUCUUCCAGCGUCCAUUGGACAACUUCGUCGCCGGCGGCAUCGUCGAGCGGGACUCUGGCGCUUCCUACGUCCGAAAGCAGCCCGCCUUUGGCGCCGACACUGUCCAAUACACUUCGAUUCUCGAACACCUCAGCGCCGGCGAAUGGCGAGCCCAUCCGCACAACUUCGUCCUGUUGGCUGUCAUCUCCUUGCUGACAAUCUCCGCCCUCGCCGUGCUCAUCCUCGUGCUCGUCAAGCUGUACCUCCGCGUCGUUAAAGGCAAUCAAUCGCUCGGAAUUUCGCUGCUUGUCGGCAUUAUCCUCCUCUACAUCACGGCGUAUUUCUUCGUUUUUGACGCCACUGACAUGGUCUGCCGAGCCCGCGUCAUCCUCCACGGCAUGGCCUACACCAUCUGCUUCGGCGUCAUGAUCGCCAAGGGAGCCCAGCUGCGCAACGCCGAGACGCUCUACUCGACCUCGCACGUGCACAUCAGCUUCUGGAACUACUGGCUGCUGCUGUUCUUCAUCUUUGGCGUGCAGAUUGCGCUCUCUGUUCGCUGGGCCGCCGAGCCGUUCCUCUCCACCUGGAGCACGUCGGAGGACUUUUCGCGCAUGGUUUGCUCGUACGGGAAGAUGGAAUUCGUCGCGUCGAACGCGUACGUCGUCAUCCUGCUCGCGCUGGCCCUGUUCAUCAAUAGCCGCAACAGGAACAUCAAGCGCAACUAUAAGGAGACCAAGUGGCUGUGCGUGUCCUCGUUGCUCUGCGCCCUGAUUUGGCUCUCCUGGAUUUCGGCGUAUUUCGUCGUGCCCUACGAGUGGAAGGAGAGCGUCAUCGCGCUCGAGCUGAUCGCCUGUGCGACGGUGCUGCUGGCCUUCCUGUUCGGGCCCAAAAUCUAUAUUUUGCUCUCCUACGAGCCGGUCGUCGUCGAGUACAAGGUCGACUACGAUGCGCCACACGGGCCCAAGUUGGACCUUUUCGAAAAUGAUGAAGAGCGAGCCUCCCCGAUCCGAGCCGUCUCCCCGGCCUCAUCCACCGGCUCUUGGGAGAAGACAUCUGGCCGUGGGACCUCCUCCAUCAGCGGCAGCACGUCAAGUCGAGGCCGCCGUACCAUUCACUCAACCACCACCUCAAACGCACCCACGCCCAACGGCCAUCUCAGCGACGAUCAGUCGCCCAUAUUCCACACAGUGAUGCGAAAGAAGAAGGCCGUCCGCCGCACGCAUUCCGAGCACGACAGCGGGCGUAAUGUGAUCCAUCCCCGACCGGACGUGCCCGUGAUCCGUGCCGUUCGAUCGCCGGUCGACCGUGUCCGCUCUCCGAUGGGCUCCCAU